GUUGGUGUGAAUUUUUUAUUAUGUAUACGAGUCAGAGGCUUUGUAGUAAUUCCACCUCCUCCUUUUGAUAUUUUUGUUGGUAAACAAAGUCCUUUUUCUAUUUGUAGUGUCAUCCUGCGUAUGUGCUUUUGGACUCUUCCAUUGCAUUUCACUGCAUUGCAUCAUCAAUUCAUCAUUCACGACCAAAUAAUGAAAACCCCUUCCUCUGCAAAGACUGUAACUAUGUUCCUGCAUUUGUCCUCUUAUCUGUGCAUCCAUGUCGUACAUACACUUCAUCAUCUUUGAAUAUUGAACACCAAAGAUUAAUAUUUUCUCAAUUCAUUUUCUUAGUGGCGGUCUUUGUUGGUUCAGAAAUUUUUGCUUAAAUUUUGGAGUUGGAGGAGAUCUUGUUGCAGAGAUUCUUGUAUAGUCAGUUAUAGAUUUUCCAUUUUUCUGCAUUUUUUUUUUCUUCUUGUUUCAUUCUCUUUCCUCCUACUUUAUCUCUCUUACCAGAGACAGGACAAUGACUGAGACUGUAGUGGCCUGGAUCUUCUUCAACUGUGUUCUUUAACAGAAAACAGCUUGGUGGGUUUGAACUAUUUCCAUGAGUGUUCAAAUUUUGAACAAAAAAGUGUUCCUCCUCCUCCUUCCAUGAAAGCUUAGCACCCUUUGAUAUCUCCAAAUUUCCAAGACAUUAUUAAGGAAUUAAUUGCAGAAAUCAAAACAAACAAAGAUAGAAACUUUUCAACUCUGAAUUACACAAUCAACAAAAUCAGGACUAAAAAGAAGUUGUGUGGGCAAUUGGGUGGUUUUCUUCUGGUUCCAGAGGUUGCGGUGAUCAUCUUACAUGCUUUUUCAGUGAAAGUUAUUAAAGAUGAUUACUUUCAUGGACUCAAAGGAGAAAUCAGAGGAAGUGGAUAGGUGUUUGGAUCCUCAGCUAUGGCAUGCUUGUGCUGGUGGAAUGGUACAGAUGCCAAGGGUGAACACUAAAGUUUAUUACUUUCCUCAGGGUCAUGCUGAACAUGCAUGUGAACCUGUUAAUUUCAGGAAUUGCCCAAAGUUUCCACCUUUGGUUCCAUGCAGGGUGGAUUCUAUCAAAUACAUGGCUGAUCCUGAAACAGAUGAGGUUUAUGCAAAAAUCAGGCUUGUUCCUUUGAAUGGAAAUGAUGCUGGUUGUGACAGUGAUGUUGUUGGUGGAAAUGGAAAUGACAUCAUCAAUGGGUGUGAAACUCAGGAAAAACCUCUUUCAUUUGCAAAGACAUUGACCCAAUCUGAUGCUAACAAUGGGGGAGGGUUUUCUGUUCCUAGGUACUGUGCAGAGACAAUUUUCCCUCGUUUGGACUUUUCAGCAGACCCUCCUGUUCAGAACAUUCUUGUGAAAGAUGUUCACGGCGAGACGUGGAAGUUCAGGCAUAUUUAUAGGGGCACGCCGAGGCGGCAUUUGCUCACUACCGGGUGGAGUAGUUUUGUGAAUCAUAAGAAGCUUGUUGCAGGAGAUUCCAUUGUGUUUCUGAGAGCAGAGAAUGGGGAUCUCUGUGUUGGGAUUCGACGAGCGAAAAAAGGCGGUAGUGAACCUGAGCGUGGUGGUUCCUCUGGGUGGAAUCCUGAAGAUCCUUAUGGUAACAGAAUCCUGAGAAAUAGUAAUAAUAGCAAUGUGUUGAACCCUAGUGAGAAUAUGUUGGGGACAGUGAAGGUGAGGGCUGAAGCGGUUAUUGAAGCUGCCAAUCUCGCUGCAAAUAAGGAACCUUUUGAGGUUGCUUACUACCCUAGGGGAAGUACUCCAGAGUUUUGUGUGAAGACCUCUUUGGUUGAAUCAGCAAUGCAGAUUAGGUGGUGUUCUGGGAUGAGGUUCAAGAUGGCCUUCGAAACCGAGGAUUCUUCGCGGAUAAGUUGGUUUAUGGGGAUCGUAUCUUCGGUUCAGGUUGCCGAUCCACUUCUCUGGCCUAACUCACCUUGGAGGCUUCUCCAGGUUACAUGGGAUGAACCAGAUUUACUUCAAAAUGUGACAAGGGUGAGUCCAUGGUUGGUUGAAUUGGUAGCAAACAUUCCUCCCAUAAACCUUUCCCCUUUCUUACCGGCGCGGAAGAAGAUGAGAUUGUCUCAACACCCAGACUUCCCCUUUGACGGCCACAUUCCUGUGCCGACAUUUCCUCUAGGUCCCCGCAGCCCAUUUGGUUGUCUACCCGAAAGCACUCCUGCUGGCAUGCAGGGAGCCAGGCAUGCUCAUUAUGGUCUAACCUUAUCAGAUCAUCACCACCUCAAUAAAGUGCACUCAGGUCUAUUUCCGGCUGGUUUUCCGCUGCUCAAUCACUCUGCUGCACCACCAAGUGUCUCCAGCUACCUAAUAUCGCAAAAGUCCGGCAUGACUAGUGAGAAUGUCUCUUGCUUGCUGUCCAUGGCAGGUUCUACCAAGUCUUCAAAUUCAAAGAAACAGGAUGAUGAAAAGAGACCCCAGCUUGUGCUUUUCGGCAAAACAAUUUCACCGAGUAGCAGAUUUGGAGGUCACUAUGAAGUUCUUAUGGAAUCAGAAGAUGUUGGUCAGACAAUUGACCUCUCAUUACAUGUAUGAUGAAUUGUACAAAGCAUGUUUGACAUGGAAAAAUCUGAGAUGCUAAGUUAUGUUUUCUACCGCGAUAUAACAGGUGAGAAGUCAAACACAUUGGAGAUGAACUGUUUUAGUAGGAAUCACAAAUCAAAAUCACUACCUUGCAAUAUGUUGUUCAUCCAAGAAGCUUGACAUAUUUAUCUCUUUGAUGCUGUUGAAGAAACUUGGCAAGAUCAGCAAGCAGGUUGACCAUUCUAAUGCAUUCUAGCCGCGGCACGACAAUGUACGAGUGUAGUAGAGGAAAUUAAACAAUUCUUUCAAUUGUAUAGCUGGUUCAUGAAGUUCUCUAUUUCCCAAUCAAACUCUGCACUUGAAUAAUGUUUUUCUUCAAUCUCAAUAUUGGGAAUGUUUGAAUUUUAAAA
Molecule: messenger RNA, 2946 nt
Organism: Lotus japonicus
Lineage: Eukaryota; Viridiplantae; Streptophyta; Magnoliopsida; Fabales; Fabaceae
Product: auxin response factor 18-like
Exons: 4
Coding region: 854-2548 (564 amino acids)
Biological process (GO): response to hormone; regulation of DNA-templated transcription
Cellular component (GO): nucleus
Molecular function (GO): DNA binding
Source: RefSeq, a predicted model, not a curated record